CUUUGGAGACAACAUUUCUUAAAACAGACUUUAUUCAACUUGAUCAUGGUCCUAUUUAAUCAGAACAACACAGUAGACACCACCCCUCUCUGUCUAAACUGCACUCACCAGACACCAACCACCAGUAUUUCCAAAACCAUCAUCAUUGGAGUUAUCUUUGGGGUUUUUAUCACCUUUGGUGUUCUUGGAAACAUCUUGGUCAUACUUUCAGUAGCCUGUCACCGGCAUCUACAAACUGCGACCCAUUAUUUUAUUGUUAACCUUGCUGUAGCAGAUCUACUUUUAAUGUCAAUGGUGCUUCCAUUCUCUGCCACUUUUGAGAUUCAAGGAUACUGGCUGUUUGGACGUAUUUUCUGCAACAUCUGGGCAGCUGUUGAUGUUCUUUGUUGUACAGCGUCCAUAAUGAGCUUAUGUGUCAUAUCUAUUGACCGCUACAUAGGGGUUAGUUAUCCAUUGAGAUACCCCAGCAUUAUGACUGAAAAGCGAGCUCUUCUUGCUCUACUGUGCGUGUGGGUCUUGUCACUCGUAAUCUCGAUUGGACCUUUAUUUGGCUGGAAGGAGCCUGCACCAGAAGAUGAGACAAUCUGUGAAAUCACAGAAGAACCAGGUUAUGCGCUCUUCUCAGCAUUUGGUUCCUUUUAUCUUCCCCUUACAAUUAUUCUUAUCAUGUACUUCAGGGUUUACAUUGUUGCCAAAAGGGAAGGCAAAGUUUUAACCCGCGGGAUGAAAUGUGAGAAAUCAGACUCUGAAGAGGUGACUUUGAGGAUUCACCGGAAGAGCACUCCUGAUAGCCUCAGCUCCAAUUCUAGCACAAAGCACAAAACACACUUCUCAGUACGACUUCUUAAAUUUUCCAGGGAAAAGAAAGCUGCAAAGACACUGGGAAUAGUAGUAGGAUGUUUUGUCCUGUGCUGGCUUCCUUUUUUUCUUGCUAUGCCUAUAGGCUCCCUCUACCCUCCAGCCAAACCUUCGGUAACAAUCUUCAAAAUCACGUUCUGGCUGGGUUAUUUUAACAGCUGCAUCAAUCCUGUUAUCUACCCAUGUUCCAGCCGUGAGUUCCGGAAGGCCUUCCAGAACAUUCUGCACGGCCGCUGCUCACAUCGGAGGCAGGCCUCAAGUAAGUACUCAUCAGGGUUCAUACUGAGCAGUCCGGUCCACCGCAGUCCAGACGAGCACAGAGAAGUGGUGAGGAUCCCGGUGGGUUCUGGAGAGACAUUCUACAAGAUCACAAAGUCUGAUGGAAUGUGCGAAUGGAAAUAUUUUUCUCCGGUCCCCAGCCCGUCCUCUCCCUAUGGAGAUCCAAAGGACUUUACAAACUGCUCGACGGCCAGAGUGAGCAGCAAGUCGAUUUUGCGGACCUGCUGUUGCAUUGGUACAGAGCCGCCACGUACGCACUAUAACAUCCCCACCAUUAAAAUACAUACUAUCUCUGUGAGUGAAAAUGGGGAGCCUGUCUAAGCUCGGGAGAUCAAGGCUGUGGACAUUUCACCUUGUACCCUCAGUCGUAUGGUUCAUGCAGAGCGCAAGUCACAUGACCAUACAUGACUGUUUGACCUGUCUGUGCAAGUUCCCAGGUUUGAUUCCAGCCAGCACCAUUACAUUCCAUUCUAUCUGAGCCUCGUUUUAUCGCUUGUUAAGGACUAACUGAGAACUAUUCCCUCCAACAUGUGGAACCUCAACUGAUGACUAUUGCUGCUAUAACAGCACCUUGGAUGUAAAUGCAUGAAUUGAAACAUUGCCUAAUAAGCCUCCAUGGUGCUAUGUAAAUGCAAAAUAAAAGGAAGAAGUGGGGAAU
Nanorana parkeri is the source of this 1795-nucleotide messenger RNA. Its product is annotated as alpha-1A adrenergic receptor-like. The transcript has 2 exons. Gene Ontology annotation, cellular component: membrane. The record is from RefSeq and is a predicted model, not a curated record. Gene Ontology annotation, biological process: phospholipase C-activating G protein-coupled receptor signaling pathway; regulation of vasoconstriction; adenylate cyclase-activating adrenergic receptor signaling pathway. Bases 46 to 1458 code for a protein of 470 amino acids. Lineage: Eukaryota; Metazoa; Chordata; Amphibia; Anura; Dicroglossidae. Gene Ontology annotation, molecular function: alpha1-adrenergic receptor activity.